Molecule: messenger RNA, 1526 nt
Organism: Carassius auratus (goldfish)
Lineage: Eukaryota; Metazoa; Chordata; Actinopteri; Cypriniformes; Cyprinidae
Gene: ptges3b
Product: prostaglandin E synthase 3b (cytosolic)
Exons: 8
Coding region: 192-668 (158 amino acids)
Biological process (GO): telomere maintenance via telomerase; chaperone-mediated protein complex assembly; protein folding
Cellular component (GO): cytosol; nucleus
Molecular function (GO): Hsp90 protein binding; protein-folding chaperone binding; prostaglandin-E synthase activity
Source: RefSeq, a predicted model, not a curated record
ACGGAAGCUCUAGAAAAGUCCAGAGGUGGGAGGGGCGUGGCUUGAGGCUCCGCCUAUUGCGCUCCAGCAUCAGUCAAUCGAGGGGAGGGGCGUGGUUUCAGGCUCCGCUCCAGUCAGAGAACAGCACACAGUCAAACCCCGGGAGAACAUACCAGAAACCCCGAUCACACUCACACACAGCCGCCAGAGCCAUGCAUCCAGCAACUGCGAAGUGGUACGACAGACGAGACUGUGUCUUCAUUGAGUUCUUGGUGGAGGACAGCAAGGAUGUGAAUGUCAAUUUUGAAAAGUCCAAAUUUGGUUUCAGCUGUCUCAGCGGGACAGAUAACAUGAAGUACUCAAAUGAAAUUGACCUCUUUGAAUCCAUCGAUCAAGAUGGGUCCAAACACAGGCGUACAGACCGGUCGAUCUUGUGCUGUUUACAGAAAGCGGAGUCUGGGAAAUCCUGGCCCAGGUUAACAAAAGACAAAGCAAAGCUCAACUGGCUUAGUGUUGACUUCAACAACUGGAAAGACUGGGAGGAUGAUUCAGAUGAAGAUUUGGGCAACUAUGACCGCUUUUCAGAGAUGAUGGGCAACAUGGGAGGAGAAGAUGAUUUACCUGACCUAGAUGGAGCAGAUGAUGAAUCAGCUGAUAGUGAUGAUGAAAAAAUGCCAGAUCUGGAAUAAGCGACUGGCACGCUGUGGACAGACAGAGGAGGAGAGGAGAGGGGGAUGACAUAAUAAAAUGAGGAACGCCGUCACCUAAAUACUACAUGAUCUGAACGAGAGCAAAGCUGGAUUCAAUGAUUGAGUUCAUGAGCAUCACCUCUGUCUCAGUGGCUGCACUCCAGAAGUUUGUCAUAAACCUCUGUUGGGAGAUAAUAUGCAUAUUGUUGUACAGAGCUUCGUUGUCCCUCUCCUUAUGACCAGUCCUGGCUUUUUUUUUGUUUUUUAAAUCUGUACUAAAAACAUGUAUACUUAAACUGUUUGGAAAAACUGCACUGUAUUCGUAUUUUUUUUCAACCAAAAAGCAAUAGAUGGAAAGUAACUUUUUUUCAUUGUAAGGCAUUGAAAUUAAAGUGAAACGUUGCAGAGGUGGAGAGAGUUUGUGUCUCGCAAAUCUUGUGGUUAAAGCAUAAAAAUGAUUAUGGAUUUUGGAAAUUGUAAGUUCACACUGCCCUAAUAUACAGUAUUUCUUUUCAUGUCUCUUGAGGUGGUACCAGAUUUGUUGGAUGUAGAUGUUUUCUGACUCUCUCUGAAGUCUAUAUUAGCUCUGUAUUUGGUAUUGGACCAUUAAUGUCAUGCAUAUUGUGACUGCAGUAUGAUAUUCGAUGUCUUCAAAUGUAAAAAAAAUGGAGAAACCGAAAGGUAUUGUAUGUUUCCCAUCAAAUCUAAAAAAGACCAAAUAAGUUUGCGCUAUCAAAAUUAGGUGCUGGUCAGGGCUAUGUUUGUGCAUAUUGCUAGGCUCCUAUCACUGCUUUCAAAAGAAAGAAAAAAAUGCUUUUGGUUUUGUCUACAUAUUUCUAAUAAACUACUCGAGGCUUA